Molecule: messenger RNA, 419 nt
Organism: Tripterygium wilfordii
Lineage: Eukaryota; Viridiplantae; Streptophyta; Magnoliopsida; Celastrales; Celastraceae
Exons: 2
Coding region: 84-392 (102 amino acids)
Biological process (GO): molybdopterin cofactor biosynthetic process
Source: RefSeq, a predicted model, not a curated record
GGAUUAGGUCAGUGUCACUCCAGGAACUGUUGCAUAUUUAAGCACCGGAUGUUUGUCAAACUUGUAAUGUGCUUGUACCCAUUAUGUUAAGAUUUUUCUUUUUCAAAACCUCGGGACCAAUACCUGAUGGUGCGAAUGCUGUUGUUCAAGUUGAGGACACCAAACUAGUUAAAGAUGCUUUAGCUGAAUCUAAGCAAGUACAAAUAUUCGUGCAGGCUCGAAAAGGCCUUGAUAUACGGCCAGUGGUAGAUGUUAAUACCUUUUCCGGUCAUGUUCCUUUUUUGUUCUAUUUUGUGGCCAUACGUGUGUUCUUUUGGCAUGGGGUUUGUGUUGGGGCUGAUCUGCCAAUUCCUUUGGGAGUUUCACCUAUUUUCGAAUCUUAUCCCUUUUAAUAGAUUUGCUCUUUUGAAGAGUUCACA